This is a messenger RNA of Vigna unguiculata (cowpea), 2975 nucleotides long. It is a transcript of the gene UBP14, whose product is annotated as ubiquitin-specific protease 14. Gene Ontology annotation, molecular function: zinc ion binding; cysteine-type deubiquitinase activity; protein binding. Gene Ontology annotation, biological process: protein deubiquitination. Lineage: Eukaryota; Viridiplantae; Streptophyta; Magnoliopsida; Fabales; Fabaceae. The record is from RefSeq and is a predicted model, not a curated record.
GUAUUGAAGCAAAGCCACCUAGUGAGUGAGACUACAUUUGCUUCGUGGAAUGACUUGAGAAAGACUCGAUUCUUUCUCUAUUUCUCUCUCUUUCUCAUAUCGCGUUUUCUUUUUUUCAUUUCUUGUUGUUCCGCGCGAGGGUUUUCCGGUGUCUCCGUCGCGAUGACAAUCGAACCCUUGGAUUUGCUCCGCUCCAAUCUCGCUCGGGUACGGAUCCCCGAACCGACCAAUCGCAUCUACAAGCACGAAUGUUGCGUGUCCUUCGACACUCCGAGGUCGGAAGGUGGUUUGUUCAUCGACAUGUGCACUUUUCUUGCUUUUGGGAAGGAUUUUGUUGGUUGGAAUUACGAGAAGACCGGCAAUCCUGUCUAUUUGCAUAUAAAGCAGACUAAGAAGUUAGUUCCAGAAGACAGACCUUCUAAGAAACCUACCCUCUUGGCUAUUGGUAUUGAUGGGGGAUUUGAUAAUAAUGAGCCCGAGUAUGAGGAAACUCAUAGUGUAGUUAUAUUACCCGAGUAUGUUUCUCUUCCAUUCCCUUCUGUGGAAUUGCCAGAGAAGGUAAGGUUGGCAGUUGAUGCUAUUUUACUAGCUGAGGGUGCUGAACGAAAGGAGGAACUUGCAGCCUGGACUGCUGAUAAAAAACAAGUUAGUUCCUAUGCAAUGAAUUUACAACAGAUUGACAAUGGUGUUGUUAUUCCGCCAUCUGGGUGGAAAUGUGCUAAAUGUGACAAGACAGAGAAUCUUUGGCUAAACUUGACUGAUGGAAUGAUACUUUGUGGGAGGAAAAACUGGGAUGGAACUGGAGGGAACAACCAUGCUGUUGAGCAUUACCGGGAGACAGGCUACCCUCUUGCUGUAAAGCUUGGGACUGUCACUGCUGAUUUGGAAGCGGCAGAUGUUUUCUCCUAUCCAGAGGAUGAAAGUGUCUUGGAUCCACAACUAGCCCAACAUCUGGCUUUUUUUGGCAUUGACUUUUCAUCGCUACAAAAGACUGAAAUGACAACUGCUGAAAGAGAACUCGAUCAAAAUACUAAUUUUGAUUGGAAUCGAAUACAAGAAAGUGGACAAGAAGUAUAUCCAAUUUUUGGACCUGGAUAUACAGGGUUGGUCAAUAUUGGAAACAGUUGUUAUAUGGCAGCAAAUAUGCAAGUUGUAUUUUCAACAAGAUCCUUCAUAUCACGGUACUACUUGAGCCAAAGUCUAAAGAAGGCAUUUGAGAUGUCUCCUGCCGAUCCAACUGUUGACCUAAAUAUGCAGCUGACUAAAUUGGCACACGGCUUACUUUCUGGCAAAUAUUCUGUUCCGGCAUUUGAAAAUGAUGAAAAGGAAAACACUGUAACUUCAACUACAACUGCUAAACAAGAAGGGAUACGUCCACGCAUGUUUAAAUCUGUAAUUGCUGCCAGCCAUCCUGAAUUUUCAUCUACGCGGCAACAGGAUGCUUUAGAAUUUUUCCUACAUUUUAUUGAUCAAGUUGAACGAGCUAAUACUGGGAAAAUUGAACUGGAUCCAUCGAGGAGUUUCAAAUUUGGUAUUGAAGACAGAAUUUUAUGUUCUUCUGGAAAAGUUACAUAUAAUAGAAGGAAUGAUUACAUUCUUUCUCUCAAUAUCCCCUUACAUGAAGCAACUAACAAAGGAGAGCUAGAAUCCUUUCAAAAGUUGAAAGAAGAAAGACUUGCAGAAGGAAAGGAAAUAAAUGCUGAUGAGAUUGUGCGUCCGAGGGUGCCUUUAGAAACAUGCCUUGCAAACUUUUCGGCUCCUGAGGAGAUACAUGAUUUUUACAGUACUGCUUUGAAGACAAAGACUACAGCACUGAAGACUGCAGGUCUGACCUCAUUUCCUGAUUACCUGGUGUUACAUAUGCGAAGAUUUGUUAUGGAGGCAGGAUGGGUGCCCAAAAAGCUUGAUGUGUAUAUCGAUGUUCCUGAUAUCAUAGAUAUCAGUCAUAUGCGCAGCAAAGGUCACCAGCCUGGGGAGGAGCUGUUACCUGAUGGAGUUCCUGAUGAGGAAGAUUCAAACAAAAUGUGGGCCAAUGAAGAAAUUGUAGCCCAGCUGGUUUCCAUGGGUUUUAAUCCUCUCCAUUGUCAGAAAGCUGCCAUAAAUACAUCGAAUGUUGGAGUAGAAGAGGCAAUGAAUUGGUUGCUAUCUCACAUGGACGAUCCAGAUAUUGACCUCCCUAUUUCCAAAGGUCAUGGCUCUAAAACUUCGACAAUCGUUGACCAAUCAAAAGUUGAUACUCUAAUUUCAUUUGGAUUUCAAGAAGAAAUUGCUAGAAAGGCUCUGGAGGCAUCUGGCGGUGACAUUGAGAAAGCGACAGAUUGGAUAUUUAACAACCCUAAUGCAUCAGUCUCCAGUAUGGAUGCUACCCCAUCAAAUGCUGCAUCCACGUCCAAUGAUGUUGACCUACCUGAUGGAGGAGGGAAAUAUCGACUUAUUGGAAUUGUAAGCCACAGUGGAACCUCUACGCUUUGUGGUCACUAUGUUGCUCACGUUUUAAAAGAUGGUAGAUGGGUAAUUUUCAACGACAACAAGGUUGGGGCUUCCAUUAAUCCUCCAAAGGAAAUGGGCUAUCUCUAUUUCUUCGAGAGGCUUUAAUUGCUGAAUAUACAGUGGUUGGCGUUGAACAAGGCGAGUAAGAGGCGCAGGAUGUUUUGAUAGCGUAGAGAUGUCACCUACAUCCGCUGAUGUGAGAAUAUUUGCUACACUGCUCUUGGUGGCUUGGUAAACAUUCCUCUAAUUUGCUGAAUCUUCUUUUCUUGGUUGGUUCUUAGCGGUAAUGAAGCUUUGGAACAUUACAUUUCAUUCAUCUUUUAUACAUUGCAUGUUUAGGUAUUCAAGUAACAAUGUAGCAACGAAUUAUCAGUUCUAGGAAUUUAAACAACAAUAGUGAAUGUUAUACAGCUUCAUUUUUCUGAUGUCUAAAACCAGUUACUUUGAAAAGUUUAUUACAACUUUCAUUCCUUCUUGCUUUUUAA